GCUCGCGAGAGCGGAGCGGAGUGAGAAUUGAACUCGCGAAGGUUGAAACGUCAAGAUGGCAGAAUUCGGGUCGCUCGCGAUCCCGACAUUGUUUACGGUUUUAUUAUUGUUAUCAGCAGCACUCGAUGGGACUUGCAACCCCGUAAACAUAUCGCUGCAAAGUGUCCCCGAGUCCCUCGUCCGUACGGCGAUUAAUUCGUUGAACGCAAAUUCGCCAACGCAGAACACGUACAGGGGCGGAAACCUGAUUAGCGCGCAAAAAUUGUUGGAGCCAAGCUUUGUGAUCUACAGACUGACCUUGAACCUGGAAACAAUAUGCUCGGAGGGCUCGACAAGCUGUCCCAGAGAGGCGUGCACCAUAGACCUGAAAGACACGUCGGGACAGGUGGAAGUCAACCCGAAUACCAUACAAUGUUUGUACCUAUACCCUCAGUCCAUUCAGGAGGAUAUCCAGCAGUUGCAGCAACAGCAGGAGAGUUUCACCACAGAAGGCGACUUUGACAAAAGCACCUUGGACCUCGACCACGAGGUUGCAGCGGCAGCUGAGGUGCAAAAACCAGACGCCGAGUCAGCUGAGCCAUUCAUCGCGGUCAGGGUGGCAAACUCGAAUUACUGUGCAGGUUGCCCUUAUGAGUUGAAUCCGAAUUUGCCAGGGUUGGCCGCCUUUGUCACCCAAGCUCUGGACGCCAUGGAUAGACUCAGACAGAACGAGCACAUGUACAAAUUCAUAAAGAUGCAGAAAGUGACUCGGGCUGUUCCUCCAGGUUCUACUAUCGUAGAGUACAAGCUGCUUGCUGAAAUUGGAGAGUCAAACUGUCUGAACAAUGCAGUUACGGAACGCUCGUUAUGCUCGCUGCGGAGUGACUCCCCUAGUAGAUGGUGUCUGAUCACGUUCCAAGAGCGACCCUGGAUACAGGGCGACAGACAAAUCGUCGGAAACAAUUGCACCGCACGUUCAGAUCAGGAGAAUGAAGUAAGCCCUGUUUUGGGUGCAGAAACUUCGAAUUCAGGAAACACAGGGGACCUGCUGUCGGGAGAAAACAAGUCUGAAACUAAGGGACUACAAGCUUUAAGGGACCCUAAUGAACUCCAUACAAUAGUUUCAGACCAAGUAUCGGGCCAGGAAAGUCCUGUGGUGUCUGAGGCUCCCAUAGUGAGGGUGGAACUUGAGCGGCUAGAUAAUGGACAAAGGGUACAAGGAUUCGUUAAUAAGCAGAAAGAGUUUGAGGAGUUUUUGGAGGACUUUGAUAUACCGUUGAGAACAGAGACUGCGGUAGUGGGCGAUCAUGCUGACGGGAGGCAACCGGUAUCCGAGGAGAUAAUCAAGCCGGAGAAAGUGGAAAGAUUGGCGGUGAAUUCUGACGUGUCCUCUUUGUCCUCAGAAUCAAACUCCAAUGAGAGUGUAGAAGACGCGCGACCAAAUUUGCGGCAAGAAAGAAGCAACGUCAACAGGAAUAAGCAAGGCCUCGGAAGUUCCUCUUCUAUCAGCCCCAAUAACGAGGCUGUUAGAAAUUUUACAGCUAUUGGACUUCAGAAAUUGUCGGAAACAUAUGAGGGAGAGAAUGAACCAAUUGUAGUUAGUGUAAUAUCGGCAACGAAACAGGUUGUGGCGGGCGAUCUCUACAGGAUAAAAGCAAAAAUUGGAGCCAGCACCUGCCCGAAGGGAACGAAAAACAAUUGCCAACUACAGGCUGGCAGCGAGCCCCAGACGUAUGAAAUUAAAGCAUGGUCAAGGCCGUGGCUUUCUACAGGGAAAUUGGAGAUAACGGUAACACGCCAAUCGAGUACCAGCCAGAGAGAGAAACGUAGUCGGCCGGCAGUGGGUACAGAGUUUGCGCGAAGCAUCGAUGACCCCGAGGUGAAAAACUACGCUAAUCUGGGUGUUAGUAAAUUUUCGAAAAACUCAAAUGGAAAGAACGAGUACAUGUUGAUCGAAAUCGUGUCUGCGACCCAUCAGAUUGUUGGAGGAAGUCUGUACAACAUAAACGUAAGACUCGGAGAGAGCGACUGUCCCAAAGGAACGAAGAACAACUGCCAACUGAAGGCUGGCAGCCAGGCACGAGAGUGCAUAGUGACGGUCUGGUCAAGGCCGUGGCUGGAGUCAGGGACGCUGGACGUGCAGGUGAACUGCAAGUCGAACAAACGAGCGAAGAGAAGCUUGAGAGGCAAGGACUAUAGCAGGAAGAUGCUGGAGCAGUCCAUGUACCUGAGAAACGAGAGGCUGUUCAACGACUUUGUUGUCAAGUAUAACAAAAGCUAUGAAACUUUGUCCGACAAGAAAUAUCGCUUCAAAGUUUUCCAACAAAACAUGAUGACUGUUCAAGAGCUGCAACGUAAUGAACAGGGAACCGCGAUUUAUGGCGCUUCGAUGUUCGCCGAUCUGACGAUACAAGAGUUUAAACAGUAUUUGGGACUGAAGCCAGAGCUUAGGGUAGAAAACGAUAUCCCAAUACCAAUGGCUGAGAUUCCUAACGACCCGCUUCCCGAGUCUUUUGACUGGCGUGAUCACAAUGCAGUAACGCCGGUGAAGAACCAGGGAAGCUGCGGUUCAUGCUGGGCGUUUUCAGUCACCGGAAACAUCGAAGGGCAGUACGCCUUGCGUCAUGGAAACCUGCUCUCGUUUUCCGAGCAGGAACUGGUCGACUGCGACACACUUGAUGAAGGCUGCGGCGGCGGUUUACCCGACAACGCGUACAGGGCGAUAGAAAAAUUAGGAGGACUUGAGCUGGAGUCAGACUAUCCCUACGACGCGGCUAACGAAGCUUGUCACUUCAACACUAGCGAGGUCAGAGCAAAGGUCGUUUCUGCGGUAAAUAUUACCAGCAAUGAGACGCAAAUGGCUCAGUGGCUGGUGAAAAAUGGCCCAAUUUCAAUCGGCAUUAACGCCAAUGCGAUGCAGUUCUACAUGGGCGGCGUUUCCCAUCCCUACAAAUUCCUCUGCAGCCCGACAAACCUUGAUCACGGAGUACUGAUCGUGGGCUACGGAACUCACACAUAUCCCAUCUUCCAUAAAACACUGCCUUAUUGGACGAUAAAAAACAGCUGGGGUCCGCAAUGGGGCGAAAAAGGAUAUUACAGGGUGUACAGAGGCGACGGAACGUGCGGAGUCAACCAAAUGGCGUCAAGCGCAGUAGUCGCUUGAAGAUUAUCGCGUGGAAUUGUUAAUUAGCCUAAUAACUUUGUUAAAAACUCCCAACGCGCUAUACAUUUUUUUGUUUUUUGUUACUAUAUUAAAAAAAUAUGAAAUUUCUUUGAUUGAAAAAGAGAAAAAAAAGAUACGCCUCGAAUUUUUCAAACAAAGUUUAACGUCUUAUACUUUGAUGUACGUAAUUAUAUUCAUUACGCCUGUUAGAAGCUAGAAAAAUCGGUCAAGCUUCGAACAGCAAGUUCAUUCGCAUUUACGAAACUGGGCUCAAAACCUUAUCGUUUUAAUAAUAACAGCGAACAACGAAUGAAUAAAUUUGCUAGACUAGGUGACGAUUUGUAACACGGUGUUUUUUUUUACUUUUUAUUUUUGUUCCCUUUCUGUAGAUUUGUACAGCUAUUAAUCUCUCGAGCUGAUGAAAAAAAUCUAACAAGUAUGUUAACGUUUACAAGAUAAUAUUAAAAAAUAAUAUUAACGUGUUGCAAGCAAAAAGAAAAAAAAAAAAAAAACUAAAGAAACUCAGAAUUUCCAUGACAUUAAAAAAUUACUUUAAUAUUAUAGUAUCGAAAUGUACGUUAUCAACGAUUUCUAUUCUUUUCUUUCUCUUCCUCUCCCUCUCUCUCUCUCUCUGCGUUCUACUAAAUCCGAAAUAAUUCAGACGUGUGUCGUAAACGGUAUAAAUCGUUUGCAUGAAAAAGAAAAUAGAUAAUUCCAUAAUUAGGGAAAGUAAGAGAAUUUGGAGUUAGAUGUGUUCAUCUUGAUAAAAAAAUUUAUAUCGACCUAGAUGUCAGUCAUUUGAAAAAUAAAUUGCUAAGGAUUGAUUGAUGCGCACACUCACCCCACACUUGGGUGGGUCUUAUUUGUUUAUUUCAGCUCCGCUUUUCUGUUUCAAGUGUCCAAUAAUAAUUUUGAUAUUUUUUCAAUUAACAUACGUGUAAUAAUAGUUAUUAUGAAUAAAGCAUUAAUAAUAAUAACGAUUAAA
Molecule: messenger RNA, 4127 nt
Organism: Diprion similis
Lineage: Eukaryota; Metazoa; Arthropoda; Insecta; Hymenoptera; Diprionidae
Exons: 3
Coding region: 56-3142 (1028 amino acids)
Cellular component (GO): lysosome
Molecular function (GO): cysteine-type endopeptidase activity; cysteine-type endopeptidase inhibitor activity
Source: RefSeq, a predicted model, not a curated record